Symbiodinium natans is the source of this 1398-nucleotide messenger RNA. The record is from the annotation of a GenBank genome assembly. NCBI's taxonomy places the organism in Eukaryota, Dinophyceae, Suessiales, Symbiodiniaceae.
AUGCGAGGUCUGUCGGUGGUGCUUCCAGCGCUGGUCACUGCCGACCCGGCUUGGCGCAGCUUCGCCAGGGAAGGGGCACAGCGAAGCUGUUCCGGUGCAUUGGUUCAGAGAAGCGGCAUCGCGCAUGGUGACGGAUACGCACUGCAGUUACCGGACCGUGCAGGGCAAGACAUGGGUAGCAACACAUGUGUGACAUUGAACCUCAGCAUCAUUUAUGUGCACUUUAAGACUUUAAGAUUUUUAGACAAGGGCAAGAGCUAUAUGCAUUGUACUGGAGAGGACCUCACGGAACGACUUGUGGAGCUUGGCGCCUAUGACAAGUACCUCGAGUGGCGGGAAGGCUACAUGCGCUGGCGACAGGGCCUGCACAGCGGUGCCAAGGGCGAGGUCACCAAGGGGAAAACUUUGGAAGAGACUCCGAGAUCUGGUUUGGGGGCAACCUCUUUCCGUCCGCGCGAUCGCACGGACUCUGCACGCUUGGAUCUGCACCCCGCGGCGGUAGAGCUCGCAGCUCCUUCCCAAACCAGUGAGGCCGGGCAGGGGAUGCAGGAGCCAGGCCCUCCCGGCUUGGAGCCGCAGGAGAUCCAGCUGCGCGUGGAAACCAAAGCGCUCCCCGCACUGCCGGAGAUGCGCGCCGUGGCCUCCGAGGCCGCCGCUCUGGCUCUGCCAGGCCUCACAGAUCUCCUGCAAAGGACGGGAGAGGAAGGAGACGGUGACAGAGCGUUGGGAGACGAGCAACUCGGCAUGACCGGCAGCCUUCUGCUCCCGGCUUUCCGCGCGGGUCUCUUUCGCCGCCGCUCCCAUGGCACACGCAGCUUCGACGAGCAGGAAGAGCAGGAAGAGCAGCGCGAGGAGGAGGAGCAGGUUUCCUUGAAGGCCGUCCAGGCAGUGCUGGCAGAGAUCCAACAGGCCCCGGCUGUCGCGCCAGUUUGCUGGCAGAUGUUUUUGUUGCUUCACCUGGCUGAGCUCUUCGCACUUGCGGAGAGAACGGAGAGAGCCUCGAGUUCCUGCGUGAUGCACAAAAUCACGAAGUGUGGUGAAUGGUGGUUGCCCACAAGCAUCCUGAAGAUAUGUUUCCAGAGGGAUCCGGAAGGCACGCAGUGGGCACACAUAGGUAUACAUGGGUACGCCUUGCCAGAGGUUAAUUUGCAGGCUGCAUGCAUCAAUGUACUGAGGCUGUCGGCACAGGCCGCCGAACGCCUGGACGGCCUCCGCGUCAGCGGCGCUGCCUGGUGCGCACUGAGCUUCCGGCUCUCCAUUGCCCGUGUCUCAAGAAUUGAACCAAACUCAAAUGCUGAGAGAUUCAAGUACUUUGAAACACGCUUCUACCCUGAGAUGCGCCUCUGGCUCUCCUUCCUCUGCCGCGUCGCCGGGUGGCCCAGCCAUGCCCAGCCCUAG